Messenger RNA from Diachasma alloeum, 1032 nucleotides. RefSeq names its product sulfotransferase 4A1. The coding region runs from base 1 to 1032 and encodes 343 amino acids. Lineage: Eukaryota; Metazoa; Arthropoda; Insecta; Hymenoptera; Braconidae. The transcript has 5 exons. Gene Ontology annotation, molecular function: sulfotransferase activity. The record is from RefSeq and is a predicted model, not a curated record. Gene Ontology annotation, cellular component: cytoplasm. Gene Ontology annotation, biological process: sulfation.
AUGAAAGACGAUCCCAAAGAUUUGGAUCAACUUUUGAAAGAAACUUUCACGAAUGAAUUUCGGUCUGGAUAUGUAAAUGCAAAAGGAGUGACGAUGACUGAUCUUUACCCAAACAUCGCGGAUUCUAUUGAGAAUCUCAAGAUCUGGGAUGACGACGUGUGGGUUUGCAGUUUUCCGAAAUCGGGAACUACCUGGACUCAAGAAAUGGUCUGGUGCAUCAGUCACAAUCUCGAUUUCAAAGGAGCGGAGGUGAAUUUGACAACUCGUUUUCCAUUCCUCGAAUCGUCAGCUCGUGUUGAUAAUGCAGCACUCAUUGAGAAGUUCCCAGAACUGGCGAAUCAUGAGUUCGUCCACGAUAGUGUGAAAUUCGUGGAGGACCUACCACGCCCUAGAUUCAUCAAAACUCAUCUUCCAUUUCAGCUUCUUCCUCGCGAUCUGCGAGAGGGACGUACCCAGGCAAAGAUUGUGUAUGUCUGCAGGAAUCCAAAGGAUGUGUGCAUAUCUUUCUAUCAUCAUACCAAACAUUUUGCGUUCCGGGGGGAUUUCGAGCAAUUCUGCAGACUUUUUCUGGGUGAUAAAGUUCCUUACUGUCCUUUUUGGAAUCACAUAUUCGGUUUUUGGAAUAAAAGGAAUGAUUCAUCAUACAACAUUUUAUUUCUCAAGUAUGAAGACAUGAAAUCGGAUUUGAUAUCGGUGAUCCAGAAAACUGCGAAAUUUCUGAAGAACGCCAAACUAUUUUCAGAGGAAUUAAACCAGUUGCUGGACCACUUGAGUUUCGAAAACAUGAAGAAGAAUCCAGCGGUCAAUCACAAGAGCAUGUUUGAGUUCACAAAGCAGUACCUCGGCGCCUCAGGAGAGGCAGAAUUCAUACGACGAGGGCAAGUGAACCAGUGGAAAACUGUAAUGUCCCCCAAUAUUUUGGCCCAAUUUGAUGAGUGGAUCUCGAAAAAUUUAAAAACUUCAGAUUUUUCUUUUGAGUCUCCUGUGAAGCCGAAUAUUCAGUAUAUCGAGCAAUUCCACAAUUCAAGAUGA